GGGUUGUGCCUCCGCUUCCCCUUCCGGCCUCCGCUUCGCUUGGGUCCGCCAGCUCCCGUUAGUAUGGCAGAAGGGAGGAGAAGAGAGCGGCGGAGCCCACUCCUGUGGGCGUCAGUUGCUGCAUUAAUUUUGGUAGUUGAUGCAUCUUUCGUGGAAGACUUAGAUGACUCGUUUAAAGAGAACCGUAAAGAUGACAUUUGGCUUGUAGAUUUUUAUGCACCAUGGUGUGGCCAUUGCAAGAAGUUGGAGCCAGUGUGGAAUGAAGUUGGUAAAGAGAUGGGAAGCACUGGUUCACCAGUCAAAGUUGGGAAGAUGGAUGCAACUUCUUAUUCUAGCAUUGCCUCUGAAUUUGGAGUUCGAGGCUAUCCAACAAUUAAACUGUUAAAGGGUGAUUUGGCAUACAACUAUAGAGGACCCAGGACCAAAGACGAUAUUGUUGAGUUUGCAAACAGAGUAGCAGGGCCUAUUAUCCGACCCCUCCCUAGCCAGCAGAUGUUUGAACAUGUGCAAAAGAGGCAUCGUGUAUUUUUUCUUUACAUUGGUGGAGAAUCUCCAUUGAAGGAAAAAUACAUAGAAGUUGCUUCCGAACUAAUUGUUUAUACCUACUUUUUUUCUGCCUCAGAAGAGAUACUACCUGAGUAUGUGUCACUCCCUGAGAUGCCAGCUGUUAUAGUUUUCAAAGAUGGAACUUAUUUUGUGUAUGAUGAAUAUGAAGAUGGUGAUUUGUCAUCCUGGAUAAGCAAGGAGAGAUUUCAGGGGUAUCUUAAUGUUGAUGGAUUUACUCUGUAUGAACUUGGAGACACAGGAAAACUUGUGGCUAUUGCAAUUAUUGAUGAUAAAAACACUUCUGUUGAACAUAUUAGGUUGAAGUCUAUUAUGCAGGAUGUUGCAAAAAAUCAUAGAGACCACUUUCAUAGGAGCUUCCAGUUUGGCCAUAUGGAUGGUAAUGAAUACAUGAAUAGUUUACUAAUGGAUGAUCUGAAAAUCCCCACUAUAGUUGUAUUGAACACAUCCAAUCAACAGUAUUUCCUACCUCAUAAACCUAUUGAGAGUACUGAAGAUAUGGUUCAGUUCAUUAAUGAGAUCCUGGAAGGCACUGCAGAAGCACACGGUGGAGAUGGAAUUCUUCAACGGAUCAAGAGAAUAAUUUAUGAUGCCAAGUCUACUGUAGGAUCUGUUUUCAAGAGUUCCCCGCUUCUGGGCUGCUUUCUCUUUGGUCUACCACUGGGUGUCAUCAGCAUCAUGUGUUAUGGAAUUUGUAUGGCUGACUCUGAUGGAAGAUCAGAUGAAGUUGAGGCAUCUAAGAAGGACAGUGCAGGGCGGGAACUGACUGAUGAAGGCACUGAGGAAGAACAAGAGGAAGAAAACAGUGAGAACCGUCUAGAAUUUCCAGGUGUCCUUGAGGUGAAAAAUGUAGACCUAAACUGUGCUCAGAACUGCAGCAACCACCACACACAGUUUUUUAAUUCUAAUAAACUAAUUGUGAGAAGAGGCCAGCUGUUUGGGUUCUAUGUGCAUUUCCAAAACCGGGAUUGGGAUGAUGACAAGGACAAGAUCACAUUCACGGUGACAACAGGUCCAAAACCCUGCGAAUCCCUCGGAACAAAGAGCAUUUUUCCUUUAGGGGGAUGUCCAGAUCAAAGCCGUUGGAAUGCUUACUACAAACUCCAUAAUGAACAAUGCCUCCAUGUCAGUCUGUUCCCUCCCGCCAGUGCCUGUAUUGGCUGCUACACUCUGAAUAUGUGUCUAGUGUCAUGUGAACAUUCAAGCACCCAACAUCUGGGAGACUUUUAUGUUCUUUUCAACCCUUGGUGUUCCGAUGACCCUGUCUAUUUAGACAACCAUGCUCACAGAGAAGAGUAUGUCCUGAAUGAGCAUGGGAUUAUAUUCCAGGGGGUUCCCAAACAUGUAACUUCUCAUCCAUGGUAUUUUGGACAGUUCCAAGAUGGCAUUCUGGAUAUCUGUCUGAAAAUUCUGGACACAAGUACAAACUUCCUUCGUGAUCCUGGCAUGGAUUAUUCCUGUCGCAAUGAUCCUGUGUACAUCAGCAGGGUGUUGAACAGUAUGAUCUGUUGCCAUAAGAAGAAAAGCAUUCUGAAACUUCCACCCAGUAAUAACUACUUGCAGGGACACAAUCCUUUAAUGUGGAAUGGAAGUGCCCCUAUCCUCCGCCAGUGGUUUCAGAGCAAAUGCAAACCUGUCAAAUAUGGAUACUGCGGGACUUUUGCUUCAGUCCUGUGUACAGUUAUGAGAUGUUUGGGAAUCCCAAGCCGGGUCGUCACAGGCUUCUAUUGCCCUUUGAAUGCUGUUGAUCCUCUUGCUGUCCAGGAGGUUUAUGACUAUACAGGCAAAACUUUAAGUGGCAAAGAACACAUCUGGUAA
Zootoca vivipara (common lizard) is the source of this 2382-nucleotide messenger RNA. It is a transcript of the gene TMX3, whose product is annotated as thioredoxin related transmembrane protein 3. NCBI's taxonomy places the organism in Eukaryota, Metazoa, Chordata, Lepidosauria, Squamata, Lacertidae. The record is from RefSeq and is a predicted model, not a curated record. Gene Ontology annotation, cellular component: cell surface; endoplasmic reticulum.